Molecule: messenger RNA, 3761 nt
Organism: Schistosoma haematobium
Lineage: Eukaryota; Metazoa; Platyhelminthes; Trematoda; Strigeidida; Schistosomatidae
Gene: METTL18
Product: Histidine protein methyltransferase 1
Exons: 5
Coding region: 536-1390 (284 amino acids)
Biological process (GO): peptidyl-histidine methylation, to form tele-methylhistidine
Molecular function (GO): protein-L-histidine N-tele-methyltransferase activity
Source: RefSeq, a predicted model, not a curated record
GGAAUUUUCGGGAAGUAGUUGGGGAUUUUCUCAGACCUGGGGAAAAUUUGAGGUUUCGGUGCCAUUCUCCCGAUAUUUCCCCAAAGUUCACUAUAGCGGUUUCCCCAAAAUUCACCGAAAGUUGUUCAAACGUUUCCCAGAAUUGGGAGCUCGGGGUGGUCUGCAUUAUCUGUAUUCUUAUGAUUUACUAGGACGCCUUAAACUAUAUACACUAGUAUUGAUUCAUUAUAUCGUAAAUAUUAAGUUCGUUUGUUAUUUUCUCUACUUUUUUCCUACCUACGACCAAUUAUUUGAGUGGGAUUCUCAAAGCGUUUAGGACCAACGAAUGAUUUACGUCUUACGUUUCAAUUUCGACAAGAGGUCCUGGAUUACUGGGAUUCCCCACUAGAAUACGUACUAUAAGUACCUAUGUUUGAUAGGAAAAAAUAAGAUCAACUCAUCACAAUAUUACAAAUGGCAAGGAUUAACAUAGGCCACCUGACCUUGUAUUUUCACAAUUGAAUAUGAAUGUAAAAUUUUAGACGUUUCGAACUUCAUGUUUGAAUUUAAAUUCUAUGCGAACAGUGAUGACAAAGAAUUCAAGCGACAUGACACUGUGACGUAUUCUAACUUAGUUCAAUCACUCACUUUAAGUGAUGGUUACAGAGAUGUUUUAGGUUUGGGCACAGAUUUUCAUGCAAUCGCAAACGGUUCAAAACUGUGGUACAUUGCUGAAUCUGUUCUCGAUGAUUAUCUACGCAAACUGCCCAAAAGUGAACUCAAUGUAUUCGACGCUGUUCACGCACGUGAGGAUGUCAAACCUGGCUUCAUUGAAGGUGGUUUUACUCUGUGGGAUGGCAGCAAGGAUCUCGUCGAUUACAUAUCAAAAUAUUUUUCGGAAAGAAUGUGUGGAAAAAACGUCUUAGAAGUAGGUUGCGGUUGUGGACUACCAGGUAUAUUCGCUAUCAAGGCUGGUGCCCGCUUAGUUAGGUUCCAAGAUUACAAUUCCGAAGUUUUAAAGUGCUGGACUAUUCCUAACGUCAUCAUUAAUUCAGGAUCUCAAAAUGAUGCUGAUAGCCACAAUGAACACACUCAGUUGGAAUUCUACAGCGGGGACUGGUUUCAUCUUUCAAAGCUUUGGCAGUCAAGCGCCAAUGUGAAGUUUGACUAUAUCUUUGCUAGCGAAACAAUUUACCGCACAGACCUAUAUGAAAGAUUGCACAACAUACUUGAAACUAGUCUAUGUCAAUCUGGGAUCGUUUUGUUAGCUUGUAAAGCUUCUUACGGACCUGGAGGUAACAUUUUUGACUGGUUAACUUAUGUCGAGAAUCUAGGCGUGUUUCAGACAACUACUUUCAAAUUGACAACUUCUGGGGUAAUGCGAUACAUCGUGAAAAUGAUCAGAGCUUAAUUUGUUUCGAUCAACUUGUUUUGUAUAUUCUUUUUGUUCCGACUUGAUAAAUAAGAUAACAGUUGACCGUAAUUUCUAGCUGUUUAAAUAGUUUGGGAAGCCUAAUGUCACGAAAUCUUGAAUGGCAUCUUUGAUCUUUGUUUAGUGGGUUUUAUAUUAGACGAAGAUCACGACAUAAACACACCGUUUGUUACGGUUUUAUCUGUUAACAAUAUUACGUUUCGUAAACGUAAUAUUUCGUGUAAAUUAAAAUUUUAAAUCUAGUUUUCACAAAUACGUCCAGGUCGCAGCUACAUUAGUAAUAUUCAAACUAAACUGACAAACAUAAAAGUAAGUACCAACUCUACUUAAAUUUUUUUUUUCGUCAGUAUAACUUCACUUAGGUGAUAUAAAAGAGUUAUGUCGGACAUUGUAGUGUUCAGUAUGUGACAAAGGCAUUGAUUUGUGCACCCAAAAAAGAUUAGCGAAUUGUAAGUCAAACUUACCUGCUUCUUUUUGAGUCACAUUUUGGGCAUAAGUUUGUCUAUAUAACAGCUAAGUUUCUACUAUAAUGAUGAGUAAUAUCAAAGUUGAUGAAUCACAGCAGAAACCUGCAUGAUUAACUUUUUAAGCAAUAGACAGAAAAUGGUAUAACGUUCGGAAUGCAACGGGUUUCGUUAUGCUCUGAUAAUCUCUUUUUUAUUUGACUUUGGAAAAAUCUUGAUUUUGUGUAAACUGCCGGAAUCCUAGCUUCCUCCAAGUUAACUUAUUUAUCGAAUGAAGUGUUUUACAUCUGAGCACAAUUAGUUGUCUGCCUGCUUAACACCGAUAAAUAGUCUGAAAACUGUUGAAUGUUUUGUGCAAGAACAGUUAUAGCUCCAUCAGUUCAAAAUUAUUUUGGGUAAAAAUAUAAAUUAUCGUUAACUAAAGCUAUCCAUUGAUUUGGACUUCCUAGUGUAACACCUGCAAAGUGAAAUGCAUGUUUGUAAAUACCUUCCGGUUCGUUUAAAUUCAGGUGUCAUAAUCCACACAAACUUCUACCAUGUAAAUCAUACAAACCCAUGUAUAUAUCUGUUUAAAAUAUACAAUUAAGUUUUUGGGAAAACUUAUUUCAAUUGACGUUUAUUUUGUAUUACGAUGUGAUUACGUACAAGUACAAAGUUAUUAUUACUUACAACCACUUAAACUUCUAAUCUAACUAAACGUAUAGAAAGUUAUUUUUUAGUGCACUUCAAUUACUCAUAUCGAUUAAAGUUGUAAACAUAUUGAUAGUAACCAAUUAAUCUUCAACCAGUCUGAUAUUUUCUCAUAUAUGCCUUCUACCUCGAGCAUUUUCUAUGCAUUAAGGUCGUAUAUAUAAUGUCGCCGAAAAAUUAGUAUGUAACAAAAAGUUCUAUAGUUGCUACAACCUAUGAACUGUAUAUUUACGGAUUCAUAAAUAUUUUAUUUGGUGGUUUUAUGCAAGCAUAUAUAUGAGCAGGCGACAAAAGCCGAAAUACAUAUAAUAUCGCGGACUGUAUUCGCAACCAGCUGGUUAAACUGUGCAACAACACCAGGUUAAUAACUACAUAUUUAUAAGCUGAUAUGAUUGAUAUUUGCAGUUGCAACAGAUCGCAGAAAUCGUUAAUUAUUAAACUGAACUGGAUUGAAGACAUGACUUUAAUCUCGAUUUCGGUAGUUUUAAUAAGAUUUAGAUAUAUUUCAGUAAAUCUAGAAUGACUGGCUACGAGCAUUCCAUUAAAUGACAUAUUAGAGAUGUAGUUUUUUUUAGAACAGUACAUUUGUUAUUUGUUGUAAAGAACUUGUUAACAGAUAAUGUUUGUAAAAAGAACGUGGUAUACUGCUUAUCACAGCUACGUGUUAUGUACCACUCUCUGUCGUCAGUAUUAAUUUUGUCGUGUAGAUAUAGUUUGGGCUUACUAAAAAAGCCUAGGACUUUGCAGUAGCGACGGAGAAAACUACAAUGAACAUUUCUUUUGAACAGUUUGAAGCCUACAUAGAGCAUCAAGAGAAACAGUUUGGAAAGUCUCAAACAAGAAUCAUAGAAAUCGUUCAGAUGUGUCUGUCUCAGCAAAACCCCUCUUUUGGUGAGUUUGGAACUUACAAGGUUAAACCACACAAAGUUAACGCAAUGACAGCGGUAAGCCAUCAUUCCCAUGCUGGUUGUGGCGGUUAGUGCUUCAAAAGAUUUUUCCCGUUUCGAAAUCAUUGUUGUACUACAUGUUCUAGAAAAGGUCAUUGAUAAGUCUUUCAACUGAACGUUUCUAAUAGUCAGUCAGUCAUUAACAACGUAGAACUUCGUACGUACGUACAUCAGUUCAAGUUGCCAUACCACAUUAGCACAGAGAUGCAGUUGUCGAUUCAAAUCCCCUAGUGGUAGAGGUAGUAAGAG